Molecule: messenger RNA, 2578 nt
Organism: Cuscuta campestris
Lineage: Eukaryota; Viridiplantae; Streptophyta; Magnoliopsida; Solanales; Convolvulaceae
Source: the annotation of a GenBank genome assembly
AAUUUAUGUGAAAAUAUUCAUUCUUCAUGGUAUCAGAGCAAUAAUCAAUCACAGCUCCCUCUCCAACCCUAAUUCUCUUCUUCUCUGUUUCGGCCCCCCCUCUCACGGCAGCCCUUCUCGCCGGCGACCAUGGCCGAGGUUUCCUCCGUCUCUUCCGAUAACAACUCCUCUACAUCUCCCCACCUUGCCUUCACCACUAUCUCUAACAUUAAACUCCAUAUUCCUGUCCAACUCAGUCUCUCAGAACCAAAUUACAAAAAGUGGAGUCGGUUGUUUCGUCUCCUGAUCCUCCGCUUCAACCUCAAAGGCUACAUCAAUGGCACAACCCGUGUCUCCUCUGCCGAUGAUACUGAAUGGUAUCAAUUUGAUGCCCUAAUUCAAGGAUGGAUCCUGGCUACGAUCUCGGAUGAAGUCUCCGACCUUGUGCUCUCCAACAAUCUCACUGCUCAUGCACUAUGGACGGCAAUUUACAAUCUUUUUCACGACAACAAGCACGCCCGAGCGAUGCAACUAGAGCACCGUUUCCAUACAACUGUUAAAGGUCAACUCUCCAUCAACGAAUAUUGUCGUCUUCUCAAGAAUCUCUCCGAGUACCUAGAUGACGUGGAUGCUCCUGUCACCGAACAUGCCCUUGUACUUCAGGUUCUUCAAGGCCUCCCUCACAACAUCCGGAGUCAAGUUCAAUUCUUGCAAUACCAAAAUCCACUCCCGACUUUCUUGGAGGUCCGAUCCGCCCUAUUUCUCGUCGAACAACAACAAACUGACGCCAUGUAUGGCGUCGGCUCGCCGUCCACAGCCCUCCUCAGCACCGGCGGCGGCGGCGGCGGCGGACAGACGGGCAGCGGAUACCAGCGAGACCGAGGCGGCGGCUACGGCAGGCCUAGGAGCAGCGGCAGCGGCGGAUUUGACGGCGGAUAUGGCGGCGGCUACGGCGGACGCGGCAGGCAUUCCGGCGGUGGCAGUGGAGGCGGCAAUCGCGGCAGGCAUUCCGGGCGUGGCGGCGGCAAUCAACGGAAACCUCCCUGCAAAGUGACAAAUGUUCCUUUCACUAUUUGCCUCGUGAAGGCCGAACGGCGGGGUGGUCCCCUGGCCUUUGAUGUUGAUUGCCAUUCCCAAGUGACGCAACCUUACCGGUCAGCUUUCUUCCAAGGCUCUCAGCCCUCUUCCUCUUCCCAUUCUGAAUCUUCUUCUCCCCCUGUCACUCCUUUGACUCGUCGCCCCUCCCAACAGUCUAAUUCUCAGGCCCGGGAAAUAAUUGCCGAGGACCCUGUCCCUUUGAAUCAACUGCCCGGUCGAUUCAAUCCCAAGGUCCUUAGCUGGGAGCAAUGGGAAGAACGACUGGGAUCCUUGGGCUUCCUAGCCCUUGAUGUUAGACUGGUGUUCAAAGAGUCUUAUAGGGUUACCAAAAAGUGGGCUGAACGGGUUAUAAAACCUGAAAGGGUUCAUCCGGAGCCCACCAAAGAUCUUGAGGACGCCUGCGAGAAACUUCUCAAGGGUGAUCCUGUGACCGGGAAACCUUAUGCCUAUGGAGGCUGGGUAUUCCGGCUACCUAAUCCGGAUGGGGGUGAAUCUGCGACCCAUGACGCAGAAGAUGACCGGGCAAACUCCCCGGAUGGUCAUGCUGAGGCCAGUUCUCCUCGUCCAGACAUGAACUUCAACAGGAUGACCACCAUCAUCGAGGAUGACGACGAUGAUGUCCAAGUCCUCCACUCCAAUCGGUCUCCUCUCUCCAAGCCUCCUUCUCCUCCUCACUUCCCUGAAAUGGAUGGGGCCACAAGUGCCCGGUGUAGCCCUAUCCAUGGACAGAGCCAGAAGCUGAAAUCUCCUCCAGCCACUCAUCUCUCUGAAAGUGACCGGGUCCCUUCUCCUAAGAAGGAUGUCAAGGCCAAAGGAAAAGGGACCGGUCAUUCCUCCUCUCAGAAAAGGAAGGGUUCCCACAAGACUUCCAAGGGGGAAAAGAGGAAGAAGGCUGGAAUUAUAUCUGAAGAAGUUGGCCGGUCAAUCGUUGAACCGAAGGACCAGGUUUCCGAGCUCACCCUCCUCAUUGACUCCGCUAAGUCAGAGAUCAAUGACCGGGUUGAGAGGGAGAAGAAGCUGGAAGAAGAGCUGAUCGCUGAAAAGGACAGGUUAAAGGAGGAAAGGGCCAAGUUGGUGGAGGCGGAGAGGAAGGUGGCAGAGCUGGAAGAUGCUUUGGCCCAAGCUGAAGAGACUGCCCGGUCAAAAGAGGAGGCCUUUCCUGAUGAUGCUGCGAUUUGGGCCGCCUGCCAUCACACUGAAGUCGCCCGGUCCAUUCCUACCAAUCCGCAGGACACCAUGGAUUUUUUCAAAGUCAUGUAUAAGGAACCGGAAGGAAAGAGAAUGAUAACAGACGUCGGGUCUUAUGGGUUCCAGUGUGGUCAAAAUGAAGAGAGGUCUCUUCUAUAUUCCAGACUCCAAAAGAGGGACCCCUCCUUUGACCCGGCCAAAAUGAAGCUCCCGGCCUUGUAUAAGGAAGAGCCAGCUCCCCCCUUUCCCCUAGAGUAGGUUAGGGUGCCGGGUCAAAUAUAUGACCGGUCAAAAUUAAACUUUUCCAGAUUGG